GGGAGCAGCACCUCCAGAGGUCAACAUCAGUGUCACAUGCCUCGCAGUAUAUUUCCAACCUCCCGCAGGUAUCGGGGACCAAAUUCCAACUCUCGGGGGGCUCCCCGUGCUUCCAGAAGAGGUGGGAUGACUGACACUGACAGAAAGGGUGGGUCACCGCACCACAAUGCCAGCCCUCUAGUCAGAAUGGUUGUGGAAGAUCUGCAGCCCCUGUCUACAAUUGAGCGUGCUGGAUUCCGAGGGUUCGUGAGAGCACUGAACCUUGGCCAUGAUAUUCCCAAAGGGAUAUCUUCCUUACGCUCCGAACUCCUCCAGCUGUAUGGAUUGGUCAAGAGAGACGUGAAAGCAUCCCUGCGUUCUGCAGUGGAUGUUGUCCUGACAUCAGAAACAUGGACCAGAGAGACAGAAACCUACCAAACAGUCGGCUGCCAUUUUAUUGACCAUAAAUGGGAGCUCAAAUCCUACGUGCUGGAAACAAAAGAAUUGACUGGCAGACAUACAGAAGAUGAAAUCUUCAACCAACUGUGGACAAUUUCACAAGAAUGGGAAAUUAGGGAGAAGAUCCACGCUGUGGUCAUGAACAAGCCAAACAUUUUGCCGCCUGGUUCCGGAUGGGCAUACUUCCCGUGUUUUGCAUAUACUUUGGACCGUGUGUUCAAGAAAGCAUUGACCCCAGCCAAUAAAGUGCUCCUGGAGUCAUAUCACAAAGCUGCGAGAUGCCUCCACCUCGAAUCCAGCACUACAGACGAACCCAAUGAUUCCCUGCCUCCAUAUCAGCUCAUGCUAUCUGGGCACAUCGGGUGGACUGCUGCACUCAACAUGUUGGAGAAGAUUUCAAUUGAUCACAAUUCUUUAGACAAAAAAGGGUUGGCAUAUGUCAACAACACUGUGUCUGCUCUUCGACUUUUUGAAGAUGCCACUAAAGACAUGUCACAACAGAAGUAUGUCUCAGUUUCCUGCAUCAUUCCUCUAGCAAGACUGCUCAAGGGAAAACUGCAAGAGCAGGCACAAAGCGGGAACGAGAUAGCGGCCCGGUUGGGAGAAAUGUUGACACAACACUUUAAGGACAUUGAAAUGAAUUUUAAACUAGUAGCCAGCACAACUUUGGAUGCAAGAUUUAAAGACUCUGUACUGACUGGUUACAGCAGUACAGACCAGAGCAGACGAAAACUGCUCAACAAAAUACUCAAUCUGGGCAAAGCAAGCCAAUCAACAUGCACAACUCCUGCCCCUCCGGAGGAGUGCCAGGGCGGAUUGUGGAAAGAGUUUGACAAAGAGUCGGCGUGCGAAGAGGAAUUGCGCAGAUACACCGCCAAAGAGAAAAUCCCAAGGAACGGGAACCCUCUGUCCUGGUGGAGGUCCCAAAACGAUGAAUUCCCGAAUCUCAAGAGAGGGGCCCGGAGGUACCUCGGCAUCGUCUGCACCUGUGUUCCCCCAGCCCGGGCUUUCUCCAAGGCAGGCCAUGUCUUCAGCCUCCGGCAGCUCUCGCUGGAGCCUGAGAACAUCAACGUGAUGCUGUUCCUCAACCACAACGGGGUCGUCGCCCAAGAAGCUUGAGCAGGACACGGGCGAGCAGGACACACGAUGCCUGUCGGAACUUCACCCGUUACGAGUCCAUGACGGCGUCCUGCCAUCGGAGUGUGGAGGUUCCUGACAUCUUGCGGCCAUCAGGGAGCAAAUUCCAACUUGCGGGAGCCUUAGGGAAGAGGCGGGAUGCCUGAUAUUGCCAGCAGCAUACACUCUCAGAAAUAAAGUGACAGUGGAGGUACAAGGAUCACAUUUCCCAAACUUUAGGUACAAAUGAGUAUGUUCUCAAAGUAAAAAAAGUACAAAUUAAUUAUAUAUUGGCCAGGGGUACAAUUAUAUAUAUAUAUAUACCUACAGAGUACCGCCUCAGCAACAAGCAUUUGUACCUUUUUGAAGUAAUUUCAGGUCGUUUCAGAUUUCUAGUGGUCAAGAGAGGAAUUGCAGCAACAAAUUGCUCGAACCACAACACUAUUUAUCCUUCCCCUUCUCUGUGAACACGGUGAUGUUGAAACGCCAUUGGCUGUGGCAAUUGGAACCAAUUUUCAACAAAUGAGCUUGAAUUAUUGUGCAGCUAUACAAUGUUUUGGUACAGAGUCUCGGGCCAUCAAAUGCAUAUUUUGAAACCCGAAUAU
This is a messenger RNA of Conger conger (European conger), 2159 nucleotides long. RefSeq lists its product as uncharacterized. Lineage: Eukaryota; Metazoa; Chordata; Actinopteri; Anguilliformes; Congridae. The record is from RefSeq and is a predicted model, not a curated record. Bases 37 to 1557 code for a protein of 506 amino acids. The transcript is spliced from 2 exons. Gene Ontology annotation, molecular function: protein dimerization activity.